UAAAUCUGAAUUUUCUCUAGAAGGAGACGUACGUAUUCAUGUGGAGCAGCCGGCGGCCUCCUCGAUCGACUGCCAGCCGCAUGCCAUUACUCAAAAGUGUCGCUCGGUGGAAGACGAAACACCAAGAGCCAGAGCCUUUCCAUAUUCCACACUGUCUCCCUCCCCGGUUCGUCCCCAACUCUCCAUUAUAAUACCUUGCACACGCACAGUAGAGCACAAUACUACAUACAAGUCCAGCAUCGAUCAAGCGGAGGCGCCCGAUGGAGAAGACCCCCACAAACACCAAUACCAUCAACAAAACGGAGCUGCAACACGAUCACAGCGGGCAACCUCCAUGGCAACCUCCCGGACAAGAGCAAGUGUAUCUCCUGCUUCAUCAGAACGGGCUUCAGCCGUUGCUUCAUCCCCACGAGCUACAGCCGCUGCCACGGCGUCGACCGCAUCCUGCAAUCCGUCCGUGUCGCCUGCGCAUACGGCUGCAGUGCAGUCAAGUUGUUGUACCACGAGAAGGGGGAGCAUGAGAGGACCUGUCCCGGCAAAGCCGGCGCCGCGCAGAAGCAGGGACGGGUCCUGAAGAUGGGCCCCUGCGGCGGCGGCGGCGGAGACGUCUGGGAGAUGGACGUGCGGGGCGUCGACCGUAUCGUCAAGGUGGUUCUCUGGCACUCCGGCGCGGUCGACGCCAUCUCAGUGUCAUACGAGCGGGACGGCCGGGAGGAGCAGGCCAAGCACCGGGGAAAGCCGGAAGGACACCGCUCAGAGAUCUGCUUGGAGCCGGGUGAAUACCUCGUCGGCGUCAAAGGGAACCUGGGCAAUUUCGGUGGUUGUUUCCUCUUGGGAACGCUUACUUUCAUCAGCAACCUGCGCACCUUUGGGCCAUAUGGAACGAGGGAAGGUCCGCCAUUCGACCUUCCAGCAGCUGGAGGCAAGAUUGUCGGCUUCCAUGGCCGCUCCGGGGGCCUCCUCGACGCUCUGGGCACUUAUGUAUCGAUAUUACCAUUUGUACUGCAUGAACAUGUCAAUGUCUACUGUACCUCGUCACCAGACGUAUUACGCAUGAGCAAAUCCAUAUAUUUUUGCAUUCUGCAUGUUGCGAGACAUGUGCCUCUUGUGUGUGUGGGUGGUUUGGUCGCUUAG
This is a messenger RNA of Triticum aestivum (bread wheat), 1134 nucleotides long. Its product is annotated as jacalin-related lectin 19-like. The transcript has 2 exons. The record is from RefSeq and is a predicted model, not a curated record. Gene Ontology annotation, molecular function: carbohydrate binding. Bases 577 to 1134 code for a protein of 185 amino acids. Lineage: Eukaryota; Viridiplantae; Streptophyta; Magnoliopsida; Poales; Poaceae.